Molecule: messenger RNA, 1538 nt
Organism: Eptesicus fuscus (big brown bat)
Lineage: Eukaryota; Metazoa; Chordata; Mammalia; Chiroptera; Vespertilionidae
Product: basigin-like
Exons: 1
Coding region: 46-843 (265 amino acids)
Source: RefSeq, a predicted model, not a curated record
GGCAGGCGGUGGGUGACGGUUGGCCACAGGGACCAGGACGGCGACAUGGCAGCGGCACUCCUUGUGGUUCUGGGGUUCACCCUGCUGGGCAUCGAGAGCGGCUCUGGAGCGGGGAGCAAUAUCUCGACUUCCAUACUUGAUGAUGGCUCCAAAACACGCCUCACCUGCACCUUGAAUUCCAGUGACACGGCCAUCCUGGGACACCGCUGGAUGAAAGGGGACCGGGUGGUCCAGGAGGACUCGCAGCCCGAUCUGACAACCGAGUACGAGGUAGACCCAGAGGAGCUCCCGGGACAGUACUUCUGCACCUUCCUCUCGGAGCCUGCAGGCAGAACCGCCAGCUUGACUGUGAACGGGCCCCCCAAGAUUGAGGCUGUGACCAAGUCCGAGCUGGGCAUCGAAGGGGAGCGAGUGGUGCUGGUCUGCGAGUCUCGGUCCUUCCCCCCGGUCACCGAGUGGGCGUGGUACAAGAUCAACGACACCGGCGACCAGCUUCUCAACAACAAGUCCCAGAACAAGUUCGUGGUGUCCUCGGAGACCAGGACGGAGUUGCACAUCCAGGAACUCGACCUGAAGGCGGACCCUGGCCAGUACGCCUGCUAUGGCACCAACUCCGAGGGCAAGGAACGGGCCAUCAUCACGCUGCGCCUGCGCAGCCGCCUCGCUGCCUUGUGGCCCUUCCUGGGCGUGGUGACCGAGGUGAUCGUGCUGGUCACCAUCAUCUUAGCCUGCGAGAAGUGUCGGAAGCCAGAGGAGGUCCUGGGUGAGGAAGACACGGGCUCUGCUCCACCAAAGACCAGUGGGCACCGCGUGAAUGACAAAGACAAGAGGAACGCCAACUGACCGAGCGAGAGGUCGCCGGUCACAAUGCCUGGCAUCCUGCCGGCCCCAAGCCAGUCCUGUCCCAUCACCGCAGGUCUGUGUGACCUGGUACUGCCUGACUUCAGGGCCGCCCCUCCGAGGAUCCCCCUCACUGCUCCUGCCAUCCCCACGCUGGGAGGCGGGGGAGGGUCUGGGUGACCAUCAUGGACUGGGAGUCCCAUUCCCCCCUGUGCCCAUGGUGACUGAAGAAACCCCCUCCUCAGGUGGGCCUGAGGCUUCUUCCUCCAUAGCAUCCUGACUCUCAUGGGAGCCCCCAGCCCCACCUGCCUGCCUGCUCACCAAUAAAGGCUGACCCACUUUUCCAGAAAAAAAAAAAAAAAAUGUGAGCAAAUUUGCCCACAGUCCACAGCUUGUGCAUGGCCACGCCUGUUUAAAUGCGGGCCACUCUUGCUCCAAAGUCUCUGAUGCUUUCCAAUCACAAGGUUCCACAGGCAAGAAACGUUAUGGGGAAGAAAGAGGCAAGGAAGGGCAUUCGUGAGAGAGAAGAGGGAAAAAUAAAUAGUAAAUACCUACUCAGAUGUGACAUUUUCCCCAUAAAUACUUCCGAUUUCUUGGGCUAUUUUAUCUUAUUAGUGGAAUAAUUUCCAUAAAGCAGUUUUCUAACUCAGAAAACAGCAUUGCUCUGCAUCUAGUUGCUCAAGUCAUCCUUGAGUUCU